CUACUUUCUCCUCAGCGUAGUGCCGAGCGAUGUUACAGUUGAUGUCGAUGUCAUCUCACGCUGAUCUCACAAACCCCUCAUUUUGACAUCUCACUUGAUUUCACAGGUCGUUCGUGCCGCGAAAGGGACCUAUGCUCCGGUCUCACCACCCUCCCGUACAUUCGGCCUCGUGCCCCGAUCAAGCGCGAUCUCCUCCUUUGACACCUUCUAAACUCGAUUAUAGGAGAGCUUUUGCGGGAGUGGCGUGAACGCCUGUGCCAAAUCAGUCAAGUGUCUAGGCCGUCUUCUUUGCCAGGGGCUCCAGAUAUGGACGAUGACGAUAGAUUUGCAUGGCGGGGUACCGUCCUCAAUACUACCACAGCUUUCUUAUAUGUUUUGAUUAAAGCUGUCUGAGCUCGUAGCUUCAUAAUUGUUUUGCACGCCGCAUAAGGGGAAAAGUCAUUUCCAUCAACCAUCUGGCACAGCACAUAUUUGAUAAUUUGACAUCACGAUGUCUUCCGACGGUACUGCAUACUCGCCAUCAGGAAGUCCUCGAGCAAAAGAUUGGGCGGAAACGCAUCACAAUGAAGGUCAGUACGGCAGUGGACCAGGUCUCAAAGAUCCCGACAGCGCUAUCCAAAAUUCCGACCGAGCAUAUGCGAAUCACCUCGAAAAACAAGCGAACGUAGUUGGCCCGUCCCCAGCAACUCGAAGGCCCUCAGAUACGCCUCGAUAUGGACAUUUCGAAGAUUGCGAAGAACACGGAAGUCCCACCCUAUCAUCACCACCGCCAAAUACACACCUGAAUAACUACCCAACUGCCAGCACAGCCCAUAGCACAAAAAGUAGUAAGACACAAGGCCAGAUCGAUCGGCAGCAUACCAUUUCAACCAUACGGACGAAGAUUGGGCUGGCUCCCGAGGCACCAAUUGUAGAUGGUCACGAUGUCCAUCAGCACUUGAGGUGGAGCUCUAUCAGAGUCUUGUUCCGAGAACCGUUCGCGGAGUUUUUGGGUACAUUUGUUAUGAUACUCUUUGGAAAUGGCAGUGUAGCACAAGUGCUUCUCAGCACAGGGCAGACAACAGCUCCAGGCGGAAACGGGUUCGGGCCAUAUCAGAGUAUAAGUUGGGGAUGGGGUCUAGGAGUUAUGCUCGGAAUUUACGUCGCUGGCGACUCGGGCGGAUUUCUUAAUCCCGCCGUCACAUUCUGCUUCUGCCUCUUCCGCAAACUCCCCUGGAAGCGCUUCCCAAUCUACUUCAUUGCUCAACUCCUCGGCGCGUUCUGUGCUUCCGGAGUGGUCUAUGCCAACUACAUCAGCGCAAUUGACCAAGUUGAAGGCCACGGUAUUCGCACCGUUCCACCGAGCAGUACAGCCACAGCCGGCAUUUUCUGCACAUAUCCGCAGGCGUUCUUAACGAAAGCUAGUCAAUUCUUUAGCGAGUUUAUUGCGAGUACGAUUUUGAUGCUGGUCAUCUUUGCGUUGAAGGAUGACUCGAAUCCUGGAGCGAUGGGGAAGACCGGAGCGGGGCAGAUGUUCCCGCUUGCUUUGUUCUUUUUGAUUUUUGGGCUAGGAGCAUGUUUUGGAUGGGAAACAGGCUACGCUAUAAACCUCGCCCGAGACUUCGGUCCCCGGUUGAUGUCUUACAUCCUCGGGUAUGGCCACCAAGUAUGGAGCGCAGGCGGCUACUAUUUCUGGAUCCCAAUGGUUGUCCCGUUCUUGGGAUGCACAUUCGGAGCAUUUUUGUAUGAUUUAUUAGUGUACACAGGCCCGGAAAGCCCGUUGAAUAGGCCGUCGAUGGGGUUCCAGGAUUUGGCGAUUUGGUUGAGGCUGCGGAGGGGGGAGAAGCGGCGGAGUGGGAAGUAUGAUGUUUGAGAGGACAUAUAUCUAGGCUGAGUGCAGUCUCUACUUUCUCGAGCACCUGAAACUUAGUAUGAUUUCAGUGUGGGUGGGGAUGGGUGGCGUUGGAAUGUUGUAUGAUAUCCGGAUGGGACUAGGGAGUUCCGUUUUUCUUUGAGUUCGGCGUAUGAUAUUGUUUCCAUACAUACUCUUUGUGCUCGGGUUUAUGGAAUGUAGAUUUUUCAUGACUAUUGGUAGCGGAGGAAUGCUGUGUAUGAAAGAAAAUC
Molecule: messenger RNA, 2103 nt
Organism: Cadophora gregata
Lineage: Eukaryota; Fungi; Ascomycota; Leotiomycetes; Helotiales; Ploettnerulaceae
Exons: 3
Coding region: 491-1852 (453 amino acids)
Biological process (GO): water transport; glycerol transmembrane transport
Cellular component (GO): plasma membrane
Molecular function (GO): glycerol channel activity; water channel activity
Source: RefSeq, a predicted model, not a curated record